AAAACCUCGAACCACCACCACCACCUCCUCCUCCUCUAUCUAUCUGGGAUCACCACUUUGAUCCUACAAUCUCAGCCAUGGAUCCCGUUAACGUUUGGGGAAACACCGCCUUGGACGCCGCCGAUCCAGAAAUCUUUGACCUAAUUGAAAAAGAAAAACGCCGACAGUGCCGUGGUAUCGAACUCAUAGCCUCUGAAAACUUCACCUCCUUCGCCGUUAUCCAAGCUCUCGGCAGCGCCCUAACCAACAAAUACUCCGAGGGCAUGCCCGGAAACCGUUACUACGGUGGCAACGAGUACAUCGACCAAAUCGAGAACCUCUGCCGUAGUCGCGCCCUACAAGCCUACCGUCUAGAUCCCACCAAAUGGGGCGUCAAUGUUCAGCCCUACUCCGGAUCUCCGGCUAAUUUCGCGGCAUACACCGCACUUUUGAACCCACACGACCGUAUCAUGGGUCUAGAUUUACCAUCAGGUGGUCACUUGACUCAUGGUUACUACACUUCCGGCGGGAAGAAGAUCUCCGCUACCUCGAUUUACUUCGAGAGUUUGCCGUAUAAGGUGAAUUCAACUACUGGGUUUAUCGAUUACGAAAAGAUGGAGGAGAAGGCCUUGGACUUCAGACCUAAAUUGAUCAUCUGUGGUGGAAGUGCUUACCCUAGGGAUUGGGAUUACAAGACGAUUAGAGCUAUUGCUGAUAAGUGUGGUGCCCUUAUGCUAUGCGACAUGGCACAUAUCAGUGGUCUUGUUGCUGCUCAGGAAGCUGCGGAUCCAUUUGAGUACUGUGAUGUGGUAACAACCACCACCCACAAGAGUCUCAGGGGACCAAGAGCUGGUAUGAUCUUCUACCGAAAGGGCCCAAAACCACCAAAGAAAGGUCAACCAGAAGAUGCAGUUUAUGAUUUCGAAGACAAGAUCAACUUUGCUGUGUUCCCAGCUCUUCAGGGUGGACCUCACAACCACCAGAUCGGUGCCCUAGCUGUUGCUUUGAAACAAGUCAUGACACCUGGCUUCAAAGCUUAUGCUAAACAAGUUAGAGCCAAUGCUGUUGCCCUUGGUAAAUUCUUGAUGAGCAAAGACUACAAACUUGUCACUGGUGGAACUGAAAACCAUCUUGUGUUGUGGGAUCUUCGUCCUCUUGGUUUGACUGGCAACAAAGUGGAGAAACUUUGUGAUCUUGCAAACAUCACUGUGAACAAAAAUGCUGUGUUUGGUGAUAGCAGUGCCUUAGCUCCUGGAGGUGUUCGUAUUGGGACGCCCGCGAUGACAUCAAGGGGACUUGUGGAGAAAGACUUUGAGCAAAUCGGAGAGUUUCUUCAUCGUGCAAUUCAAAUCACUUUGAACAUCCAAAAGGAAUUUGGAAAAUUGUUGAAGGAUUUCAACAAGGGAUUAACAAACAACAAAGAGAUUGAAGCAUUGAAAGCUGACGUGGAGAAGUUUUCUGGCUCUUUUGACAUGCCCGGGUUCUCAUUGGCUGACAUGAAGUACAAGGAUUAAGCCAUAUUGAAGAAGAAGAAGAAGAAGAAGAAGAAGAAGAAGAUGGAGAUUAAAUGAAUGUUGUUUGUCUUGUUAUUACUAUUAGUAACACUUUUCUGUUUUUUUCUUUUUUGAAGAUUUAAAAGAAUAUUUUAUUAAAAAUGUAUGUUUUGGUUGGAAGACAAAAUAAGGUCUCACAUGUUAGCCACUUCCACUUGUAGAUUUUCUUUUCUUUUGUUUUUUUGUCUUUUGGAUUUAGCAUGAAAGAAAAAUAUUGAAUUGUGUUUUA
Lactuca sativa (garden lettuce) is the source of this 1761-nucleotide messenger RNA. RefSeq names its product serine hydroxymethyltransferase 4 (gene SHM4). Gene Ontology annotation, molecular function: glycine hydroxymethyltransferase activity; pyridoxal phosphate binding. The record is from RefSeq and is a predicted model, not a curated record. Gene Ontology annotation, biological process: tetrahydrofolate interconversion. Lineage: Eukaryota; Viridiplantae; Streptophyta; Magnoliopsida; Asterales; Asteraceae. Gene Ontology annotation, cellular component: mitochondrion; cytoplasm.